Homalodisca vitripennis (glassy-winged sharpshooter) is the source of this 651-nucleotide messenger RNA. RefSeq lists its product as uncharacterized. Lineage: Eukaryota; Metazoa; Arthropoda; Insecta; Hemiptera; Cicadellidae. Bases 1 to 651 code for a protein of 216 amino acids. The transcript has a single exon. The record is from RefSeq and is a predicted model, not a curated record.
AUGGAGAUUUACCCUGGUACCCAACCACAGAACAGCCCAUUUGAACAGUCAAAUAGACCUAAGGACGUUGUUUUACGACUUAUAAGCCAUCUUGAAAAUUCCGGCAGGAACAUCACAGCAGACAACUGGUUCUCAAGUGUGCCAUUGGUGAGGGAACUCCUAGAAAGAGGCAUUACUUACGUAGGAACACUACGCAAGAACAAAAGAGAACUACCACCAGAACUUCUUUCUAAGAAACGAAUUGCCCAUUCGAGUAUCUUUGCUUUUCGUGAUGACAUGACUGUAGUUUCAUAUGCACCAAAAAGAAACCGCUGUGUUGUUCUCGUAUCAUCAAUGCAUUUUGAUGCUGCUAUCGACCCUGACACAUUAGACAAGUCUAAACCAGACAUAAUUACUUUCUACAACUCUACCAAGUCUGGGGUUGAUGUUGUAGAUGAAAAAUGUGGUACUUAUUCCACUUGCCAAAGGUGGCCCCUUGUUUUAUUUUACCACUUACUUGACAUCGCAGGCAUCAAUGGACAAGUUAUUUUCUUGAGCAACUGUCAAGAAGAAAAAGUAAUGGAAAGAAGGAAGUUUCUGAGGGAAGUCGGCUUAGAGAUGAUAAAGCCUCAUGUGGCGAAAAGAGCAACUGUUUCUUCGCACCGGUUGUAG